AUGACUGAACAAAUAAACGUAGUCCUUAACGGAAGUGACUUCAGUGCUACAUAUUGGGACAACAAAAUGUUGCUAAUGAAUUGGACUGGUAAAAAAGGAACCAACCCUCCAUAUACUCUUGCUGAUGUCAUAUACAACCUGAAUCCAAACACAAAAGUCAUAUUUUUGUUGAGACAUCCAGUUGAAAGAAUCUAUUCUGAGUAUUUGUAUUUUCGAAAAAAGGAGAAAAAAAGUGCAGACGAUUUUCACGCAAAGAUCAAAGCCGCCAUACAGAGACACUGGUUUUGUUUAAAGAAACAUUGUCUGCGUUACUGUUCAUAUUUUUAUGUCAACGAGGGAAUUCGACUGGAGGUUUCAAUUUACCAUGUGUACAUAGAAGACUACUUGCGUGUCUUUUCGCGAAGCCAGGUUAAGAUAGUAAAGACAGACAAUUUUUCUACCAAUAUGAAAACUGUUCUAACAGAUGUCUUUAGAUUUUUAGAUAUCGAAAUACCAUCAGAAGAAACUUUGACCACUAUUUGUUCUUUUGGAAAGAAAAAUACAAACAUAAAGAAGUAUGAAAUGACUGGUCGUAUGUUGCCCGCGACAAACUUACUUUUAUCGGACUUUUAUAAAACACACAAUGAGAAGCUAAGAUUGCUCUUGAGAGAAAAUAUUGACUUCGAUUAAAUAUAUGCUUUAAUUAUAGAAAUACUUAUACACACUACACAACUCUAUAAGAGACCCGCACUGAUUUUCCUGUUCAUCUAAAAUCAUAUAAAGUUACACUGGUAAAAAUGCA
Messenger RNA from Ruditapes philippinarum (Manila clam), 781 nucleotides. Its product is annotated as carbohydrate sulfotransferase 15-like. The record is from RefSeq and is a predicted model, not a curated record. The coding region runs from base 1 to 669 and encodes 222 amino acids. The transcript is spliced from 5 exons. Gene Ontology annotation, biological process: hexose biosynthetic process. Gene Ontology annotation, molecular function: N-acetylgalactosamine 4-sulfate 6-O-sulfotransferase activity. NCBI's taxonomy places the organism in Eukaryota, Metazoa, Mollusca, Bivalvia, Venerida, Veneridae.